Sarcophilus harrisii (Tasmanian devil) is the source of this 4923-nucleotide messenger RNA. RefSeq names its product connector enhancer of kinase suppressor of ras 2. Gene Ontology annotation, cellular component: cytoplasm; membrane. The record is from RefSeq and is a predicted model, not a curated record. The transcript has 19 exons. NCBI's taxonomy places the organism in Eukaryota, Metazoa, Chordata, Mammalia, Dasyuromorphia, Dasyuridae. The coding region runs from base 215 to 3061 and encodes 948 amino acids. Gene Ontology annotation, biological process: regulation of signal transduction.
AAGUUUGACUGGAAUCUGUGAGGCUAUAAUUUCUCUGUCUUCUGACACUUUGUCAUCUCACUCUGGACACUUAGAAGUUGUCUACAUCAAUACAACAACCAGUGAAGAACUGUCUAAUGUUGACCAAUGCAAGCAAAUUGAUCCUGGGGAUGAAGUGAUCCAAGUUAAUGAUCAGACUGUGGUUGGGUGGCAGUUAAAGAACCUAGUGAGCAUCAUGAAAGAAGAUCCACGUGGGGCCCGCGUGACCCUGAAGAAGCAUCCUCAGAAUAUUACUGGCAAUUCUUCUUCAAUUGUGAAGAAUGUGAGGUGGGAGCCUCAUCCGCUUGAGGGUUUGGGUGCAACAGGGGUGAGCAGACCCACAGAAUCUGUUAGCACCAUGACCGUGGACCAACAAACCCAAGUGGAACAAGAGAGAUUCUUUCAUUCACCCUUGCCUGGACAGCAUAGGCCCAGGGAUGACAUACCAAGAAUAUCUUAUGAAGACUUCAGCGAACCUGGUGCUGGAAGAUCUGCCGCAGGCAAACCUAUAAGGAGAGAACAUGCACCUACCGGCUUAUUUGUGGAACCUGGAACCUUGAAAUACUACACAUUAGUCGAAGGUGAAGGCCGUCCGACUAGCAGCGAGCAUCGAAGAGGAAGAUCUACCAGCGUUGGAAGAAGAGACAGGACUCAUUUCCAAGCUGAACCGAGGCCUGUCUCCAUGCCCCCCGAAUAUGGCUGGGUGAGGGAUUCCAGAGAACAUGGAAUGCACAGGCGAAGUGGCAGAGCCCCAGAAUCUGAGAGUUCAAUGAUGCAAUACCUGGGUGAUGACAGGAUGUUGGCGUACAGAGAUGAAUCUUCAAAGCGUAAAGAAAAGAAGGAUUCAAGCCGAAAGUCUAAGAAAAAAAGCAAACAUUUAAGCAGCUCUAACUAUCCUAUCCAUCCGCCUAUGCUGUCCUCUGCUGCUGGACCACGAAUGGACUCCAGACAGCCUGAUGUCUUGAAUUUUACCAUGCCUGAGGGCCGGGCUAUGGCAGUGUCUCAGAGAGGUGGAGACAACAUCCGUGGAGAUUCUGACAGAUAUGCUAGCUCUGGUGCUGACCGUCAGGGAGGCAUAUCCAUGAAGAAGUCUUUCCACUACACUUCCUUGAGAGAAAAAACCAAGAAAUGGUCCAGAGGGAGUUCUUGGAACAGUGGAAGCCGAAGACGCAUCUCUUGCAAAGACUUGGGUCAUGGAGACUGUGAAGGCUGGCUGUGGAAGAAGAAUGAUGGCAAAGGCUACUUUACCCAGAAAUGGAGAAAAUACUGGUUCAUUCUAAAAGAAUCAUCCCUCUACUGGUACACCAACCCCGAUGACGAAAAAGCCGAAGGAUUCAUCAGCUUACCUGAAUUCCGCAUUGACCGUGCUAGCGAGUGCCGAAAGAAAUAUGCUUUCAAAGCUUGUCACCCCAAAAUUAAGAGCUUCUUCUUUGCUACUGACUGUCUGGAAGAAAUGAAUCACUGGAUGAACCGUCUGGGACUUGCAGCCAUCGGUUAUUCCCCUGAUGAAAAAGAUAUCCAACCACGUGAUGAUUACUGGAGUGAAAGCGAUCACGAUGAUGCUGAAGGCUCUUUGACCUUGAGACUGGAAGGUGCCAUGGCUCUCAAUGAUGUCAGUGUCAGUCAUCGACCAUCCUCAGGGACUUCUUUAAGUCCAUUCCCAGAAUCCAAACAUCUUUCGAGUCCCUACUUGGAACCUCCACACCUUUCGACUGCAUUCCUGGAACGCAAACACCACGCAAGCCAAUUCCCAGAACCAAAACACCACGCAAGUCCCUAUCUGGAACCACCACGCGGCCCAAGCCCAUUCCCUGAUGUCAAACGCGGCCCAAGCCCGUUCCUGGAACCCAAACGUGGCCCAAGCCCAUUCCUGGAACCCAAACGUGGCCCAAGUCCAUACCUGGAGCCCAAACGUAGUGCAGGUCCAUUCCUGGAUCCUAAACAUGGCCCAAGUCCAUUCCUGGAACACACACACGGUGGUGCCAACCCAUUCCUGGAUCCUACACUUGGCACAAAUCCAUUCCUGGAUACCAAACGUGGUGCUUGCGCAUUCCCAGAAACCCAACGUGGUGCCAGUGCACGCCCAGAGCCCAAACGUGGUUCAAACAUGUUCCUGGACCUCCAACGCGGUGCCGGUCCUUUUCCAGAUUCCAAACGUGGUGCAAGUCGGUUCCCAGAACCCCAACGUGGUGCCAGUCUAUUCCCAGAGCAUGGUGCGAAUCCAUACCUGGAAUCCAAACAUGGUGCCAGUCCCUACCGAGAAACCACUCACCGUGGUACAAGUCCUUUCCCGGAAAUCAAACGUGGUGCAAGUCCCUUCAUGGAAUCCAAACCUGGUGCAAGUCCAUACCUGGAAUCCAAACGUGGUGCCAGUCCAUAUCUAGAAUCUAAACGCGGUGCAAGUCCAUACCUGGAAUCCAAGCGUGGUGCCAGUCCAUACCUGGAAUCCAAACGCGGUGCCAGUCCAUUCCCAGACCCCAAACGUGGUGCAAGUCCAUACCUGGAAUCCAAGCAUAGCCCAGGUUUUUGCUUGGAAUCCAAACAUGGUCGGCACUUUUCGAGUGAGUCCACCUAUUCUUAUUCUUCUGCUGAAGAGGCUCGACAAGAAGCCACAGGAAGUAGGGAUCCAUCUAGCCACAGAAGGCUCCAUGGUGAAAGGCGCUCCUGGCAAGACCUCAUUGAGACACCGCUGACAAGUUCCGGGCUCCAUUUUCUCCAGACCGGUCCCAUCGAAGAUGAUUACGUGUUCGGCCUAACUCUUAUGUCACCAGAAAAGCGACGACAGGCAACCCUGCCAGCCCAGAAAUACAACAUCAAUGACCAAGAAGGGCCUUUCCCACUGAUUCCCUACCAGCAGGAUCAUGGGUCCCAUGCAAGGCCCCAAAAGCAACGUAGUCAGAGUCUGCCUCGCAACAGAGAUGUCAGGAGCAAAGGUCAAAUAAAGGCAUCAGAGUUAACAGAGAUAGAGGAGGACCAAUUUCUCAUUAAGAAACAAAGUAGUUUCGAUGAGGAAGGAAAAUUUGAUGCUUCUGGAAGUUCUUGAUCAACAACCUUGGAGGCUGACAUCAUUUCUGUAACCACAGAAAUAGUCUGGACUUCAAAGCUUACAGUACUGCCCAACAAUGGAACUAAAUCCACCUUUAAAAACAACAUUUUUUCAAUCAUUUGCUCUCUGUGCUUAUAAAACCUUUUAGUCUGUUAGCUGAGAAUAUCAUCGGUGAACUAAAUAUCACCCUUUUUGAUGCAUAGUAGAAACUAGAUGGAUCAAUUCUUAAAGUAGCCAUCGAUGCAAACUUUUUUUCGCUACGACUUCGUAUUUCUUCAAUUUAUUGACUGAGAAUGGAAAAUUUUCUUAUCCUAACACCAGACCCCCAGCAUUAUACACUUCAGUCUUUAAAAAACACUUCUGAGAUGCAAGUAUUCUGAAUUAAAUAUUGUCUUUGAUUUUUAUAUCGUCGAUGUGUUUUUUGCCAGUCCUUGUCACUGGGAGGAUGACUAUAUUCUUUCUUUGUGUCAUCACUAAUCCCUCAGACUGGCCUUGUGUUUCAAUUUCAACAAUAUAUGUGUGGCUGAAAUUCUUAUCUAUCGGGGUCCUUAAUUUUCCAAACCAAAAUUUUUCUGCAUGGAGGUAAAAAGAACUUGUGAACUGUAUUUCAGAAAAUGCAAAGGAAAAAAGCGAUAGUUCUGAUGGGUUACAAGAACUGUACAGGUCUUUGGAAAAAGUCAGUUUGUCAGCCUUUGGAGAACAUCGGCCUUCUACUAAGCAAGAAUUCAGAAGGUCUUUUAUAAAACGAUGCAAUGAUCCAUUUAUCAAUCAAAAACUUCAUCACAUCCGAGCGCUCAGGAGUACUUUAAAAGCAAAAGAAAGAGACCUGAUACUUAUCGACAGCCUUCUGGAUGAUCCUGACUUUACAGCAGAAAGCUUCAGAGAGUGGAAGGAAAGGAAUCAUGAGUUUUUCAUGGACAUUUAUAUUUCAAACCGAUCUCCUUUCAUUAUCUCAUCAGCUAUGAAUGAAAAAAGAAGACAGCAAAUCAUCUGAUUUUGCUAACUGAGAGACUUGGCUUGUAUUAUCUUUUCAACAUGGCUAAUACAACAUUUCAUAAAGUUUCGGGUUUCUUUAACCAACAGAAAUUUUAACUUUUGUAGUUAGGAUGUGUACAUUUUUUAAUUCUUCUCUUGAUCCAUUUCAUGAAUAUAAGCAUUUCCUUCCACCGGUACGAACUGUAACCCAUCCAUGCCUUCUCUUCCUGUGGCAUUCUAGUCCUUUCAUAAAUCCUUCCUUCAUCCUGGAUCUAUCCAACCCAUCGGAAGCCUCCCUGUAGUGCUUCUGACAUUUCAUUGGUACAAAUGCAGCGCUCGAACCUUCCAUCCGUUAUUCCACUCUCAUCACAUGACCAGUCUGCAUCCUCUUCGGACCAUACACUUCUUUGAUGAUGUCUUUAUACAUUUCAUAAAGUUUCCAUCUCUCUAUGAUCUCAAGGUAUAUUUCUUCUUCUCAACACACCAUCACAAUUCCAUACUCCAGACAGUAAGAAACAGAGUCCUAGAAGGUGUAGAUGCUACAGAGAUAGGAAAGUGUUAUCGCUUUGGUUUUAGGAAAAAGUAAAUUUCAACCCCUGGAUAAAACUUUAAAGUAUUCUUGAUUUUGUAUUUGUACUAUAUUGACAGUUAUUCACUCAGAUUAUAUAGGCUUUAAAUGUUGGUGAUUUUCCCUUUUUGCUCUUGAAAUGAGUUCUGUGUUGUAACUGGCUGUAUUGUUUUCUAUCACAGAUUAAAGUGUUAACUUUCGUGUGUGAUAAAAUUUCGUGACUUGGUAUCGUCACUGUGUGUUUCGCUCAUCGGCCGUAGACCUCUUGGCGCAGCGCUCCCAGCCCCGUAGUCGCGCCGCCGCCGCCGUCGCCGCC